GGGAAAGGAGGAGGAGGGACAAAGGAUUAGAAGGAGCGUCUACGUUUCUUGCUGCUCGUAGCUGUUCGUCCCAUGGUGUGCGAGAAGUGUCAGAAGAAGCUCUCGAAGCUCGUGACGCCCGACGCGUGGAGGGACGGGGCACGCAACACCACCGGAGGAGCAGGUGGGUCGGUCGCGACACAAGCGGACAGGGAAUGCCAUCGUUCAUCGUCUCAUCUUUCGUCGCUCCGUGUCUUGUGUUUCGCCAGAUGGUGGGAGGAAGGUGGGAGGCAAUGUUUUGACGGACAAGAAGUCCAAAUUCAGGUUAGUCCAUACUCGCAACUGAGAAGGAGACUCAGUUUAAUCAAGAUGGUUGUGUGUGUCGGUGUGUCUGUGCGGUCAGGGCAAGUCCGUAUGGCUUGGCUGCUGGCCACUGUAAGCUGUGCAAGUCGUCAUUACACCAGGCCGGCGUCUACUGCAGCGACUGGUGAGUACCGGCACUCACUGACAGACAAUGACAGCACGACCGACAACAGAAUCGUGUGGUCCUGUGUGUGUCCGUGUCUGUGUAUGUGUGGUUCUGCAGUGCCCAUAAGAAGGGGCGGUGUGCGAUGUGCGGCAAGAAGAUGGUGGACGUGUCCUCCCACAACAUGGCCCUCACAUGA
This is a messenger RNA of Vitrella brassicaformis, 644 nucleotides long. The record is from the annotation of a GenBank genome assembly. Lineage: Eukaryota; Vitrellaceae.